UAUACGUCACAUACCUAUAAGAAAUUUAAUGUAUUUUUAAAAAUGAAGAAGAGUGAACCAGUACUUCAAAUUCCUAUAUAUCCCCUUGAUCAACAGUUUACCAGCUUUGCUAAAUACAACGAUUCUAAAAGCGAUGGAAAAAGGAUUACCAUUCAACAACUGGACCUAUGGUUUCUACAAGCAGAAAUUAUAGAUUAUAAACGAGUGACUCAUACUGAUACAGGUGUAUAUUUCAACAGAUUCAAGCAACUUUCAAUUGAUUACAAGACAUUCCUAAUCUUUCUUCAGAUGUUUUGCCAAGAGAAAGAUUUGGACUAUGAAGAAAUCAAAGACAAGUUGAAGGGAUGUGGCUUACCUGGAUUUGAUAAAGCAAAAGCAAUGCAACAAGUACAAGAGAAUCAGCAGGAGAAUAAUUAACGAAAUGCAAUUUCUUCCAUACUCACUCCGCAACUUAUAUGUCGUGAAAGCAUGUAGAUGU
Aethina tumida (small hive beetle) is the source of this 478-nucleotide messenger RNA. RefSeq names its product tubulin polymerization-promoting protein homolog. Gene Ontology annotation, biological process: microtubule polymerization. NCBI's taxonomy places the organism in Eukaryota, Metazoa, Arthropoda, Insecta, Coleoptera, Nitidulidae. The transcript is spliced from 3 exons. The record is from RefSeq and is a predicted model, not a curated record. Bases 43 to 417 code for a protein of 124 amino acids. Gene Ontology annotation, molecular function: tubulin binding.